Messenger RNA from Aspergillus oryzae RIB40, 654 nucleotides. RefSeq lists its product as uncharacterized. The record is from RefSeq and is a predicted model, not a curated record. Bases 1 to 654 code for a protein of 217 amino acids. The transcript has 2 exons. Lineage: Eukaryota; Fungi; Ascomycota; Eurotiomycetes; Eurotiales; Aspergillaceae.
AUGAGACACCAACUGAAAAAAAACUCGAAAACUCGAAACCCCGAUCAACAAGACGAUGUCAAGUGCCUGGAAGAGGCUAAGCAUGAUGGGGUCGACGCCGACGUGUCUCCCAUUAGCAAACAGCAUACAAAGGGAACCAGUCUAAAAGAAGACAGGGAAUUUGGUGACCCAGAGACUGGACCGAAAGCUCUGCAUGAACUGAAGAAUGAUCACAAACAAGACGAAGCCGAGACCCCUGAAUACCCUGUGUCUAAGAAGACGCCUGCAGAUGAGAAAGUGGUCGAGAGAAGCGAAAAACCCGGUAAUGUAGACCUUUGGCAGAGAGCCUUUGACGAACUGAAUGAGGAUUUAAAGGGACAGCUGCGUGAAGACGAAGCUAUAUCUCCGGAAAAUGCCAUCAAAGAGGUCAUCGAUAGAACGAAAGAGAGCUUUAAAGCAUAUCAAAAUGGAGGACUGAAGUUCAAGAAGUAUGAUGGAAAAGAAGUCAAUGUUCGCGAUGUGGCCAAAAAGAUUCUCAACUCGGCUAUUCACUGUUCAGAUAUUAUUAAAGGGAUAGCAGCUUUUGAUCCUAGUAACCAUGCUUCAAGCGCGUGGGGAAUCGUCACGCUUGGACUUACGGUAAGAAGAGUUAUUUUGAUAUACUAUAACAUUUAA